CAAAGCUUACAACAAGCAUUUUCGUGUGUGUAGUUAUUGUCGUCGGUUUGAAAAACAUUUUUUUUAAUAUCAUGUCAGAUCUUUCUUUUCUUGGUUUACCGGUUUCUGGUAGCCAAGAUUCUAAUCAAGAUAAUCAUCAUCAAAACGAUUUAAAUCAUACGACUAGUUAUCUAAUCAAUUUCAAUGCAAAUUCAAGCUCAAUAUCAAACCCCAUCGAUUCGAAUAUAACCGAAUAUCUGCCAGCGAAAAAUCUAAUGGAUUUUUCUUUUAAAUUGGUCAACAUGUCUACCGAUUCUAAGGAUGAGUCUAACGAUCAAGAUAAUGAAAAAAAUCAAGUUGUCGGUGAGUUGAUUGAUAAUUUGAUUGAACAUGUAGAAUCGAAUGAAUCGAUCAAUUAUGCUGACGAAUGCAAUGAAAUAGAUAACGAACAUCUUGAUUCAAAAAAAGGUGAACAUGAAAAUUCAUCAGAAUCAAUCGAUACUAGGAUUGAAAUGAAUCAAGAAUUAAAUGAUAAUCCUGGAACCCAGAAUCAAUCUUCAUUUGAUGAUUUUUUCAAUAAAUUUAUGGAUCCAGAACACGAUAUUUCAUUAUUUUCUGGACCAUUAGAUGGUAUGAAUGAAUCCCAAUCCGAACAAUCAUUUCCACAGCAGCCAUAUAAAUAUAUUUCUGUCGAAUUGGACGAUGUGGAAACUACAUUUACGAUUCCAUUUACGUUCUCAUUGGACAAAAUCAUAUCAACAAGUAGAAUGAAUUUCCAAAAUAGUGACGAAACUUUACCAAUGAUGAAUGAUGUUAACAAAACACCCAAAAAACAGCUUUUGAAUGAAUCCUGCAAAAAUGAUGAAAAGUCAGUCGACUUAAAAAAUGAUACGGAAAUUGGCAAACCAGAUGACGACGAAAUGACUCACGAAUUUGACAAUCAGAAUAACGACGAAAAUACUAGUGCAAUUAAUGAUUUUUCAAACACCUCAUUUGAGAUGAACAAAGGAAAUGGCAUAUUAAGUGAAUCCGUUUAUCGUUAUAUGACGUCAUUGAUGCGUACUCCACCACCCGAUAUCGUUAUAAUCUCAAAAGAUGAAAUGGGGCAGAUUCAGAGUAGCAUCGAAGAAAAUGCAGCUUCAUCCGAAGUCGGUACCGAUAGCUUUGUGGAUGCACAAGAAGAAUUACUUGACCAAACAUUGACCGAUCAUUGUGAGGAUGAGGAUCAUGAUGAAAAAGAUUUCGAAUUAGUUUCAACACCAACAUCCAAAUCGCCUGACCAUACCAUAUCUAAUAAUCGACUAUCAUUGAAUAUUGACCAACUUAAUGUAUCACCUUGUUGUACAUUAUCCAACAAUGGUACAGUUACAAAAUCACCUAGCCUAUUGGCUCAAAUUUCCGCUGAUGAUCAAGAAUGUUCGUUUUCCUACGAAGAUCGUUUAGAAUUGUUGGAGACCAAAAUUACAUACGAAAAAAAAAUUGUUGAAUUAUAUGAAAGACUUGAUCAACAAAAAGAAGCUAUUUCAGAACAGGUGUCAAAAGUUCACAUUGAACAAAUCGAUCACAUUCGAAAGGAAUACGACGUUCAAUGCCAAAAAUCUCGUGAUGAAGUUGAUAAUUUGCGCGCUCAACAACAAAUUUUGCACGACAAAUUAGAACUACAAAAAACUCGAUAUAAAACAGUCGUUGGUGAAUUGGAAGAAACAAUGGAACAAUUGCGAAUGGACAAUUCUAGUAUGAAGAAUCAGUACGAAACUACCGCUUUCAUUCAAAUCAACGAUUUAAAACAACGUCAUGAACAAUUGUCAAUUCAAUUAUAUGAAUCACAAAAUGAAAAUCAAAUACUUAAUAAUGCUAUGCUUGAAAUGGAUAAAGAUCGUCAUGAUCUAAGAGAAACUAUUCAAUCUUUAAAUUCAAAUAUCAUUGAAUUGAAUCAUCGUCUUGUGGAAUCGGUUCAUGACCGGGAAAUCUUGACUGUUCGUCUGAAUGAAACAUUAGCACAAAAAUCUACUUUUGAAAAUGAAUUUCAGUCAAAACUAACAGAAGCCAAACAAAAAAUCAAUUCUCUGGAAUUAAUUGCCAAUGAAUCAGAAUCGAAAAUGGAAAGUCUGGUUUCCGAUCAUCUCGAAGAAUUGAAUAAAUUAAAGCUGGAAAAUGAUGAAACUAUUACCAAACUUCAAAAUGAAAUUAACAAUUUGAAUUCUACACUUGAAUCAAAUCUUUUCAAUUUAAAGAAUCUUAAUGACGAAUUUGUUCAAAAAAAUAAUGAGCUUGAAAAGAAUCUUCAAGAAAUGAGCAAACAAAACAAAAAAAUUCUCGAAAUCGAAACAAGUUUAAAACUAAUUCAAUGUGAAAAUGAAAAAUUAAAAUUGAAUGAUCAAAAAAUUGUACAAUUUGAAACAAAAAUCCAUGAUCUGGAGACUAAAUUGUCCAAAUUGAAAAAUGAAAAUGACUCUUUGAAACAAGAUGUUCAAGUGAGUUUGACCAGAGAACAAAACCAUAAAGUAAAAUUGGCCAAUUCGAAAUCAGAAAUAUCAAAACUUAUGGCUGUAAAUCAAGAACUUUUGGAUGCUAAAAUCGAAUUAGAAGAAGCGCGAUCCAAUAUAGAAAGUCGUCUUUUUGAUUGUGAAGAACGGAAUAUUUUGUUGGAAACAAAAUUAGAACAAGUCGAACAAUCUGAAGUAAUCCAUCGUGAUCUACAAAAGUUGUAUGAUGAUUUUCAAGCUAAACACGCGCAAUGUGAUCAAAUCGGUGAUGAGAAUCAACGAUUGCAUAACGAAAUGGAACAGUUGCGAAAGCAAAAUAAAGAAUUGUUUGAAAAAUUUGAACAAUCGCGACAUGAAUGGACAGAAUCGCGAACAAAAUUAUUGGACAACAACGAUCGCCUGCUACAAUCAAAUGACACAAUGGCUGGUAAAAUCGUUGAAUUGAAUGAUAUGGUUCAAAAUUUAACGAAAAAGAAUGCUUCUUUGGAUUCUGAAUUGAAAUCUGGUCAUGAACAAUUGAAAAGAAAAUUCGAUGAGACAUGUCAGCGUUUAGUGGAAACAGAACGAGCCAAAUUUGAAUUAGAAACAAAAAUAUCAACAAUUAUGGCGAAACAUGAGAAAAUGGCCGAUGAGUUUAAAAAAGCGGAAAAACAAUUCUCGGAAGAAAGAUCCCUUUUAGAACAAAAGCUUUUAGUAUUGCAAAAACAUUUACGAGUGGAUAAAGACGAGAAAGAAUCUUUGGAUAAAGAGCUUUUAUCGUCGGAAAAAAAUCUGCAAACAGCACAAUUGAAUCUGGAACAAAUGCAAGUCAAACUUGCCGAAUGUAAUGAUGAAUUUGUUCGUUGUCAAAACGAACUUGGCCAACAACGUGAACAUGUCCUACGUCAACAAGAACAAAUUAAUGUUUUGAAUGAAGAAUGUAAAACAUUGAAAAAAUCAAAUUUUGAAACGGAACGAUCUCUCGAUCAAGCUUGUGAGCAGUUGGGCGUGACGUUGAAAGAGUUUAAACAAGUCUCACAUAAAUAUAAGAUUUCUAAAUGUUUGAUUCCGGCUCUACAGAGUAAAAUUGAUCAUCACAAAGAAGGUGGAGAAAAAUUAAUUAGUGACAUUACCAGUAUGAUGGCCAAAAUUGAUUCAAACAAAAAAGAUUCGAUCAAAAACGAAAAAGUCAAGGCGAUUUUGAAAAAUAUUACUGAUAGGCUUUCUUAUCUGACAAAAGAAAAAAUAUUGGUGAUCGAUUCCGAACAAACUCCUGUUAUUAAUGCUGAUGAAGCUCGAGUUGCUGAAGUCAAACAUCAAAUGCCACCACCGUCGUCAUCACUUUCAUCAUCACAAUCAACAUCGAAAUCUGCACGGGCCUUCAAACCGAUUGAAUUGACAUCAGCAGACGAUCAACAAAUAUCUGAUGGUGUUCGUCGUACAAUGGUUCCUAAAUCAUUGAAUGUGACAAACAAAGAAAAUAUUCUUUAAACAUACAUACGUAUUUUUUAAAAUUUGAA
This is a messenger RNA of Dermatophagoides farinae (American house dust mite), 3964 nucleotides long. RefSeq lists its product as uncharacterized. The record is from RefSeq and is a predicted model, not a curated record. Lineage: Eukaryota; Metazoa; Arthropoda; Arachnida; Sarcoptiformes; Pyroglyphidae.